Penicillium mononematosum is the source of this 2166-nucleotide messenger RNA. Its product is annotated as CAZyme family AA5. The record is from RefSeq and is a predicted model, not a curated record. Gene Ontology annotation, molecular function: protein binding. NCBI's taxonomy places the organism in Eukaryota, Fungi, Ascomycota, Eurotiomycetes, Eurotiales, Aspergillaceae. Bases 1 to 2166 code for a protein of 721 amino acids. The transcript has 2 exons.
AUGAAGCUUCAAUGGGCCGGGUUUCUCUUGGGGGCUUCCAUUGGGGGAGUCAAUGCCAUGGGCAAAUAUAUGGAGGAAGCUAUGAGAGGAGAGCGUGUUUCUGGCUUUGGCAAAUCCGACAGUCAUCCCUCCUGGGAGCCAGAUUUCAAAGACGAAUCUCCUCCCUACCGCAGCCAUCGAAUCACCCGUGAAGACUGGAUCAUCACAUGCAGCAGCUCCGCUAGUGGCCACCCAUGCAGGAAGGCGAUCGAUGGCAAAAACUCUACCACCUGGCGCAGCGACCCGUCCGACAAAGGACAUGAGAUCACUAUUGAUCUUGGGGCAUGGUACCAAGUGAGCAGUGUUGUUAUCCUUCCUCCAAUUGAUACGGAUACCAAAGGCCUCAUUACCCAUCAUAAAAUCUGGGUCAGCCAAGAGCCUGACAGCUGGCCUGAAUCCCCUGUUGCAUAUGGAAUGUGGCCCAAUACAAACAGACAGCGAAUGUCUGCGUUUGAACCCUCCUCUACUCGAUACUUGAAAAUCACGAUCGACGCCGACCAAGAAAAUCCCUGGGUCGGUAUCUCCGAACUCAACAUAUAUGGAACUCUGUACACCAUUCGUCGUAACCCUGCUCUCGGUGUCUGGGGCCCAACUCUCGAUUUCCCUAUUGUCCCUGUCUCCGCUGCUCAGGAGGGAUCUGGCACGCUUGCUCUUUGGUCGUCGUGGGCCGAUGACCAAUUCCACUCGACACCGGGUGGAAAGACCGUUAUGACCCGAUGGGACCCACUGACCGAAAAGGUCACCAACCGCACUGUCAGCGAAACCCAUCACGACAUGUUCUGCCCCGGCAUUUCUUAUGACGGCACUGGCAUGAUGGUUGUGACUGGCGGUAAUGAUGCCUCGGAGACUAGUCUCUUUGAUUCUGUCACUGAUAAGUGGAUCCGCGCAAGUGAAAUGAAGCUCCGUCGUGGCUACCAGGCAUCUACAACUCUCUCCGACGGACGUGUCUUCGUCAUUGGAGGUUCGUGGGCUGGAGGUUCGAACUAUGAUAAAGACGGCGAAGUUUACGACCCCGCUACCCGAAACUGGACUAUGCUUCCUGGAGCAAAGGUCCAACCAAUGUUGACUAGGGAUAGGGAAGGUGCUUGGAGAGCGGACAACCAUGGCUGGCUCUUCGGAUGGAAGAACCUGAGUAUCUUCCAAGCCGGGCCUAGCAAAAAUAUGAACUGGUACUCCGCCCAUGUCAAUGGAAGCGUUGAGCCCGCAGGACGUCGUCUGGAAGAUCAGGAUUCCAUGUCCGGUAACGCAAUCAUGUUCGAUGCCGUGAAGGGAAAGAUCCUCACGCUCGGUGGCUCUCCUAACUAUGAUAAAUCUUGGGCCACUAACGCCGCCCACAUUAUCACGAUCGGUGAACCUGGAGAGGAACCGAAGGUUGAACCGGCCGGAGGAGGCACUAUGCACCGUGAGCGUGUGUUCCACACUACGGUCGUUCUCCCCGAUGGGAAAGUCGCCAUCUUCGGCGGCCAGCAGUACGGUGUUGCAUUCAAUGAGGAAACCGUCCAAUUUGUUCCGGAAAUAUACGACCCUGUAAGCAACACUUUCACAGAGUUACAGCAGAACAAUGUUGUGAGAGUAUACCAUACUGUGUCAAUCCUCCUUCCCGAUGGCCGGGUGUUGAACGCAGGUGGUGGACUUUGUGGAAAUUGCACAGCCAACCACUAUGAUGGCCAGGUCUUCACCCCUCCCUACCUACUUACUGAAUCUGGUGAGCCUCGACCUCGUCCUGAGAUCCUCUCUGGGCUGGAAGAUUAUGCCAUGGUGGGCAGCACCCUGAGAUUCCAAACCUCCGACGAAAUUGAGUCAGCUUCCCUGAUACGUCUGGGAACCAACACUCACACUGUCAACACUGAUCAACGCCGCAUUCCACUUGAUCUCAGAGUUAUAUCAUUCGCCAAAAAUAUCUACAAAACUACCCUGCCAAAAGAUUCGGGUAUUCUCAUUCCUGGAUACUGGAUGCUGUUCGUUAUGGACGAGGCAGGCGUGCCUAGCAUCGCGAAGAUUAUGAUGAUUGGCUUGGACAAAAAGAGGACCAUCCAACCUGCACAGGAUCCGCUAGGCCUGUUGGAGGCACAGAACAAUGUCGAGUCAUUCAUGAGGAUCGAGUUGCUGAAACGAAAGUGGUUUUGA